CCACCUCCCCACGACAUCCGAGCUUCGCAAGGCCCCGACGCCUCCAUAUCUCUCCCUCGCGCCCAGAGCUUCCUCUCCCGAAGCCUCUCCCUACCCCGUAUCCAGGCGCAUCGCAUCACCCCACCGGCCGAGUCGUUUUUCCAACUACAGCUCGUCAAUAGCCGGCGCAAGCUCCCGCAGUCGACUGUUCCGCCGAAUCCUUCCCCGUGGCGACUCCCAGGACUUGACCUAGUUCCGCAAAUUGUUAUGGCAGAGCAGAUCACCCACGAUGUGGUAAACGAAGCACAGUCGAUGGGUGAUCCCUCGCCCAUCGACGCUAAUGCGACAACUACCAAAGACUCUCCCGCCGGCGCGGCGCCGGACACGACCAUUGCCAACAACAAGUCCUCGUCAGAUACUCCCGCGAUCACACCUUCGACUGCUUCAGGCGACACCGCCCCGCAAGACAGGAACCCGCCUUCCAACCCCCCGACCGAUGAGACCAAGACGGAGCCCGCAGCCAUUACUUCUGAGCAGGCUAAGGACGGCGAAGGCUCUUCAGCAAAGUCCAAGGAGUCUACCACGAAUGGGACACCCGGCGAUCAGUCAGCUUCAGAAGACCUCACGGUACCGCAAGCCGCGGCAGAUACGAGUGGAGGAUCGGAUACAGACACCAGUCGCGCGAAGGACGGGGAGAGUCGGCCUAAGACGAAGAAACCCACAUCCUUUAAAUCGGUCUCGGUCACGAAGCAUUUCCUUGCCAAGACAGCGGUGGCGCCGCCCUCGAAGACUGGCGACAAAGCUUCGCCGACUCCGCCGACGUCUUCUCCAGCGCCUACUGCGAAACCUCGCCUGGUCGCAAAAUCGGGCAGCGGGGUAGGAAGCGCGGUUCCGCGUUCUGGUCUCUCAAGACUCAAUGGAGCCAGUACCCCUGAUCCGGCCACGGUUUGGAACAAGAACAGGCCUGUGCCUCCGCCCCCACCCAAGCAAUUCACCGACGAGGAGCUCAAACAGCAGUUUGGCAUCCAUUUGGCAACUAGACUGCAGGCAGACGAAGAUUCGAAGGAAUCGAAGUGGGCUGAUAUCGAGGACGAUGAGGAGGAUUGGGCUCCGGAUACAGUGGAAUGGAUGGACGGUACGAAGUCCACGGUCAAAGGCACCGACGAGCCUCCGCCUCCAGCAGAAGAAACCAAGCCUGAGCCGCCCAAGGAGGAAAAACCUGUUGAAGACUCGAAACCUCCCGCGCCUGCGUCUCUUGCUCCCAGGCCAAGCUCAACGAGCGGAUCAAAGACCAUUUUGAAGCCUGGUGCUGCUGCGAACCAGGCGAAGCCAGGGGGUCUCGUGCUGAAAGGACAGCCCGAUAAGCCGACUCUCGUUGCUAAGCCGUCUGCACCGACGCCCGUUAAGUCACCUUGGGCCCCUCUUCCGCCAAUUGAAAAGGUCUCGCCUGUGGUAAUUAAUCCGCCUGUACAGCACCCACAAGCCCGUUUUGGCCACAGAGAUCCACAUGGUUUUGAUGCACUUCCGCCAGCGCCAACCAAGGAGAUCGCGGCGGACGAUUUCAACAGGUCUUGGAGGGACGACAGAGGUCCGAGAGAACUGUUCAAUUCACACUCUGGCAGAUACGAGCCGGUGAAGGACUCGCGUCGUGGCUCCCGUCCUAGCGAAAACAUUCGACAGCCUUCAGUGUUGCAACGCCCCUCUCAGCACGCCGGGCCGGCAGAACCCUCGGCAGCGUUCCAGACUUCUCGUACUGGUCCAGUCGAUGACCCUUGGAGCCGUCGUCGCUCUUCGUCCAAUGUUAGCGGCGGCAGGAGGAUGUCAUUCAACAGAAGCCAUGACAUGCCGCCAAUGGACCGCCGUGGCUCACAAGUGAUUUCCGAUUUGCCGCCACCACCAAUUCCCUCAAAGGCAGGAUAUCCACCGCGAGGGCCUUUUCCGGAGCGUACGUUAUCUCCUGCAGCAUCCAAUCAAGGCUCUUGGACCCAACGAUCGUCGCCAGUUGUCACUCAUGCUCAACCAGCAUCGCCAUUUGGAUCUGCGGCUUCUCCCGUUCCUCCAGAGUCCGUCCAUGAUGCAGCAGCUGGGAACAUAACUAUGCAGGAUGCUGUCGCUAUACAGGAGCAGACGAUGCGCGAAAAGAUUGAGCGUGCAAAGGCAGAGAAGCAAAAGCGUAGAGAAGAAGAGGAGAGGGAGGAGGCAGCCAGGAAAGAGCGGUUGCGCCUUAAGUUGGAAGCUAUGGGUCCUCCGCCACCUAAGACGGAGAAGACGACGAGCCCACCCCCAACGACUACUGCCGAGCCGCCGAAAAGCGUGCAGUCACCACCCAAGCCGCCUGUUCCCACUGCGGAUGGCGAGGUUGCUCAGUACGGCAUGAUGAAAGUUCAUCAAGCGCAUCCGGUGAGGAAGCCGGCCGUGCAUGAAGACAAGCACGUCUCGGAGCCGCAUCUCAGCGCAGCCGGGCCCGGUCGCGAAGCGCGGUCGCCAGAAUAUAAGCCAAAGUCUCCGGCUAGAUCGCCAGCUGCGCCAGCUGAGAGCGUGGCUCGGUCGCAAGAUAAGACUGAAGCGCUGCCAUCUGCUACGCCGUCGGCGUGGAAGUCGUCGGUGCAGGCGGAACAGAACACAGUGUGGAGCAACGUGCGCGCGCGCCCCAUUGCCUCGAAUGUUUGGGGCCCUCCCAAUCCGAAUCGGGAAAGAGCGAUUGGCAACGGCACCUUCGCGGUUGUCCAGCCACAGGGACCUGCCGCUCCGGGCCCGAUUGCCCCGCCAUCCACCACGUCCAAGCUUUCAACUUCACCUUCGCAUCCCACAACGCAACCUCCAGUCGUCGAGCAGCAACCACCACCGUUUCCCUCGCCCGCUGACGCCCGUCAGCCCGGACAACCCUCGUCUACUAUGGCUGCCGGCGCGGUCGCAAUGCCUCCCGGCCCCAUCGCUCCUCCCACUGGUCCAUCGAGACGUCAACCGCAGCCCUUUGAUCACUCCGCCUGGAGCGCCAACUCGAUUGCUGAGCAAGACGCUCAGCUCGCUCGCAUCAGAGAGGAGAGGUUCAGCACUGGUCCUAAGAACUUGCCUGCGUUCAAGGAAACAUUCAAACAGACUGCCAUCGAAGGCUCUCUCGGUCCGCGUCGCGUGCUGAAGACCGAGUCCGUCGUCCAUCACUUCAAGAAGCCUGCAUCCACGCCGGCCGACGCGACUCUUCAGGAUUCGGCCAUUCCCAGUCAGCACACAGACGCGACUUCGCGUUCCACUUCGCUGCCUUUGAGCGAGCCUUACCGGGCCCCGACGACAAGUGAGGCUUCACCUGCGCUCGCACCGAUCGGAUCCGAGAAGGCGCAAUCUUCGCCAGGCGCACCGGCUGUCUCGCAACACCCUCAGAGUGCUCGCUCUUCUCGUUUCUUCCCACGCGCGCAAGAUGCUGUCGAGUCGUCCGCGCAACAGACCACUUCGGCUUCUGUUGCCAUCGACUCACCACCGCCUCCAGAAACCUCCAGCCACCCCGUCUUCGCCGGAGACGUUCGUCGCCCAGUCGUCAAGCUGCCCCAGAAGAUUACUGUCAAGCUUCCACCAGUGUCGUCGCAGCCGCCAUCAGUACAGAUGCCCGCGAGACCAGGCUUUCCACGGUUCGGAUCUCAACCGAUAGUUGCCCAGCCGGGCUGGCAAGAAAGAAUCAACGGUCUGCUCGGACGCCCGACCAUGCCUUCCCCACCUAAGCCCGUCUCUACGGCACUGGCUGUUGCACCUGAGAGCAAAGAACCUCUCGACCAUAUCGCGCAUCGCGCCAGUCCUUCAGUCUCCUUGCCUUCUAAGCAGAACACUGGCAAGGCACCUGCCGUCACCUUCAUCGUUGGUUAUGAUAGCAGCCCCGCCUCCAAGCCGACCGUCGAGGACGAGUUCAUGAGCACGCCCGAAGCUUUCUCAAGCCCUACUGUUUGUUUACCGAAGAAAGCUCACCACAACGCUGGUCUUUCUCCUGUCCCCGGCCCGACUUCGCGUCCCGGCUCUCGCUUCUACAAGACGCCUGAUGUCUUCAGUAUCGAUCCAAUGUUCAUUACUUUGGCCGACUGUGAGCAGAAUGCGCAGGGCUUCAUCAUCAACAUUCGUAUGCCGUCAUCGAACGUCCUCAAGACGAAGGUCAUGGCUAGGCGUCGCAACGCCAGUCGCAAGUCUUCUGGUUACAACAAGAAGAGGAAUUCUGCUCCACGCGAGAAUGGUACAGGCAGCACACAGCCUCGCUCGCGCAAGGCUUCGGGUUCGCCUGCGCAGACGCAGUCUGCAGCUGCGUCGUCGAGGUCCUCGCCGAGCGGCGCUUGGGGCAACACCAACAGGACCAACAAUCCGUGGAACAGGCGUACCUCUGGGGCGGUUCACUAGAUUUGUUUGAGGUUUAAUUGGCGAUCUCGGUCUCGGGAAUAUCUCUGCUUUGGUCACUUUCCGUUGGCUCUCAUCCGUGUUUACUGAUUUUCCAGGUGAAGGCCAGGCGACACGUCCCGUUCUUUGAAGAUAUCAUGUAGCACGUCCUGGAUGAGAGCAUGUCGGGGUUUACAGGAACCGGGUUCUUACAUUAGGGGCCGGAGCACACUCGUUGCCCCCUUCGGUCUAUUGACUUUGCGCCUCGGUGCGCACCUACACUUGCUUUGCAUGAGAUCAGCGAAGGCUUUAUGCCUGUUCUGGAAUGUAUUUUGCUCUUCAUGAAUCAUAAUGGCUUUAAUGCCGUUCACCAUCUC
Messenger RNA from Aplosporella prunicola CBS 121167, 4706 nucleotides. RefSeq lists its product as uncharacterized. The transcript is spliced from 5 exons. NCBI's taxonomy places the organism in Eukaryota, Fungi, Ascomycota, Dothideomycetes, Botryosphaeriales, Aplosporellaceae. The record is from RefSeq and is a predicted model, not a curated record. Bases 247 to 4353 code for a protein of 1368 amino acids.